AUGGCUACAGACGCAACUGUAUCAUUUCGUCAAGUAGGAAGAGAAGUGACAGGGAAAGUUUAUAAAGGGACAAUUGUUGAUGCAUUUAAUAGACUUACUCAGCCUUCAAUUCCUACUAAAAGUGAGCAGGUUCUUACACAAAUGAACAAAAAAGGAGGAUUUGGAGCUUCAGCUGACAGAUUUAUGGCGAAAUCUUAUUUUGGACCAGGCCCCGGGCAAUAUGCAGGGCCAGAAGAAGACCCAAACCCUUCAAUGAGCAAAAAAGGAUAUGGAGGGCUAAUUAAUCGAGCUCCAAGAUUUAAAAAAUUUCAAUAUAAUACUGCAGUUCCAGGUCCAGGCUCAUAUGAGCAAAAGCAAAGAGACAUAAAAACCGUUAGCUCAGUUUUUGUUGAAGGAAGAUCAAAAUCUUUAGCAUCUAAAUUCGAUCCACCAGCACCUGGCCAAUACAACCCAAAAAUUCUUGAAACAAGAAGAGUCGGAAUGACAUCAACAUUUAAAAGUAAAACAAGAAGGCUAGAGCCAAGCACCGCUUCUGAUGCACCGCCACCGUGGCAGUACAAUAUUGACACUACAAUGAUAAGAAGCGCCUCAGCUAAAAAUACAGCUGCGUUUAAGCAGCCAGUUCAGGCUAGAAGGUACCAAAUAAAUUUAUAUGACCCGCAUUCUGACAUUCUGGGUGAUGAUAAUCCUGGGCCUGGGGAAUAUAAUGUAGUAAAUACAAGUCUAUCGAAUGUGAAGCCUUCUCCUAUGUUUAUUGUGGGGGAAGUUGAUAGAUUUGGUAGACCAAUUAGACCAAAGAAAAAAAAUGAAGUCACGCCUGGACCAGGAACUUAUACAAUGGCAAGAGGUGAUGAAAAAGUGCCGGUUAGUGGAGCAGUUUUUAUGAGUGAAAGUGAAAGAACUUGAUUUUUAGCAGAAAAGAAACCACCUGGACCAGCUUUUUAUAAGCCAAUGCCAGUACCAAAGAAGAAGUCAUUUCAUUUAAAUUCGAAUAAGAUGUGGGUAUAA
Molecule: messenger RNA, 1008 nt
Organism: Blepharisma stoltei
Lineage: Eukaryota; Ciliophora; Heterotrichea; Heterotrichida; Blepharismidae
Source: the annotation of a GenBank genome assembly